Molecule: messenger RNA, 1755 nt
Organism: Penicillium riverlandense
Lineage: Eukaryota; Fungi; Ascomycota; Eurotiomycetes; Eurotiales; Aspergillaceae
Exons: 1
Coding region: 1-1755 (584 amino acids)
Source: RefSeq, a predicted model, not a curated record
AUGUGCAAGAGAGCAUUCCUUGCAAAUCAUGAGAACCUGAACAAAGGUUCUGAUGAUCGGUUGCAUGACAUCCUGUGCAAGCUGGAUUACCGCCCUCACUGCUCUCGCAGGAGAAACAAUGGCGUGGCUGACCAUGUGCAUCCAGGUGGGCUGUUAGGCCCGAAACAAAGCAAGAAGCCAGUUCUCUCUGAAAGUCCUUCGAACCAGUCGUCAGGCAAAGCAGCCAAGUCGUCGCGACCGCAUCAGACCGCGACACCUGAGUCAAAGCCGCGCCGCCGACCGAAGGCCGCCGACAAAAAGCCCUCCUCCAAGACAGCACUUGUCGCAACUGACGCGGGGUUUGCGCGUUUUCUGCGAGAACAUUCGUCUCCACGGCACCAGCGAGUCACUGCCGGGGGCAGAAUUGUUCCAAUGCAGCCCAACAGCAUCCCGCCUCUUGAUCGCAGUCUGCCUGAGAACUGGCAGGGCCAACCCUCAACGGCCACGGAGAGCGCUGACGAACAUUUCCAGUCUGCGGGUGUAACUGAACAUGGAAUUCAUCUGGAAUACUUGGGACCGUAUGCACCUGAGUUCGUGCCAAUGCAGACACAGAUACUUCCCCCUCCCACUCUGAGCACCACCACGCCAGUGCAGUCUCCAAUCAUUGUUACCUCACAGACACAAAGCCUGUCGCAAUCUGCUUUGACACCCUCAGAGAUGCUUGGCGUGAACCCCAUCCCUUUUCGAACAAUGUCACAGGUUGCCGCACAAACAAAUGGUGCCGCAUACAUGGCUCCUCUCCCUGAAGUUGGUGGCGACCCUUGGACUGAUUGGCCUCAAGUACCUGGUCAAGGACUAAGUGCUCAAAACCAUUCAUGGGACAAUUGGGCACCAAUGACAGCCAAUGCGACCAGCUUCACCACACCCCAGCAGGCGGGAACGGCAGCAAGCUAUGUCAACCCCAACCUGCUUCAGGCCACGAUGUUUACCGACACCACUCAACUGGCACAGCAGCAUGGAGUGGCGCUUCAGCCGACCUGGCAAGACAAUCAACACAGGCUGAUAUUGCAGUGCGUGCGGCACUAUACACCGGAUCUGAUUCACACAAUGAGUCGGUAUGCCUUUCGGGGCUUCAAUCGAGCCCAUGUCACCGUAGCUUCCAUGGAUCGGCAGCAGGCGAUAGACCCAGGUGCAGGAAGGGAUUGGAAUUUCACCGCACUUCGAUUGCAGCAUGUCCGAGACCGAGGACAGUUCGAUGAGAUGGCCACAUGGUUGCAGUUUGAGCCUGAACCGCUCGAGAUUAUUGGCAAUGAGCAGGAAUCAACCGCCGGGCCAUCCUCUGAAAUCUUGUCUGGCACCACUGGGGUUCAGCCUGGUUCUGCGCUUGGCACCACCGGAGUCUUUUCUGGGGCUUAUGGGAAUCAAAAUAUUGCUGUCCCUGUUGGCACAGAGCUGCAGUCUCAGGAACAAAUGAAUUCCAUGGAGCUAGGUAGCAGACCAUGGUUGGUAACAUCUCACGGCUCUGCGGAUGAUUUCCAUGUCGAGGACGAGGACGGCACGAAUGAGGAUGUUAUGAACAUGAACUUCCCCGAGGAUGAGGGAUUUGUUUCCCAGGUAGCUGAUGCACCUGUCAACUGGAGUAAUACCGUGCCUCGGAACUUUGGCAGUACUAUCCUGUCCUCUAUUCGUGAGAACGAAAACGAGGAGACGGCGAGCGAUCCGGGCGAUGUGUUGCCGACAACGACUGGCCCUGAGAGUUUUGCAGACUCGAACUAG